GCAAAAUGCUAUUGGCUGAAGCAAAUACAUGAGGAUCACGGGGCCCACCAUGCAACGUCCCUCUAUCCCUCUUUCUCUUCCUUAUCUCCUCCCUCACCCCUCCCCCCACCUCUCUCUGUCUCUCUCUCCCACCGUCAGCUCUCUUCCUCUCUCAAGGGCUGGCCGCACGGCGGGCCUACGCAGGGGCCUACCCCAGGGCGAGGUAGAGGCGCGGGCGCGCAGUGGCGGCGAGCGCGCGGCUACGGCGGUGGCGAGCAAGCGGAGCCGCGGGUCCACGUUCGACACAUGGGUCCACAUCCUCCGCCAGCUCCAGGACCUCGACGUCACCUGCACACUCCAGUUCGACCUCGUCAAGCUCGCCCACCCUCCAACCCCGCCGAGGCCAAGCGCGCUACGAACCUCCCCACGUAUUGACAACAUUGUGGAGAAGGAUCAAAAGGAUGAUGCUUUAUUUGGGCCGCACUGCACACGCCAAAAUAUCGAGGCCUCGUCCCUCCAAGGGCAGGCUCACGUCCUCGAUCGAGGGGCUACUGUUGUAGACACCACCUUCGAAUUUUAACUGAAGGGCUACAUCGACGAAGGCCCAAGCUCGGUCAAGCGAAGACGCAGUGCCGAAGGCUCCAUGAACGACGAGGGCUUCGGCAAAGACCAAGGAGACGCCUGCACGGAGGUGUGGCGGGAUCGCCAAAGGCUCAAAACCGUGAAGGCUGGCGAAGAUCGGAACCGAGGAGAAUUCAUAAGGGCAAACAUAAUCGCAUGGAAUGCUUAGCUAUAAAGAGAUUCCUCAAAGGAAAUUACAUUGUACCUCUAGAAUAUUUGAGGAAUAUAGUUGUUGAGGGGUAAAAAGGUGUAAUUGUCGAAUGGGUGUUUUAAUGGCCCCCUAUAAAUACCCCUGUAAUAGUAAUUGAUAGGACGGUUAAUUCAAAGCUAAUAGAGUAAUGAUUUCUACUA
Molecule: messenger RNA, 951 nt
Organism: Panicum virgatum (switchgrass)
Lineage: Eukaryota; Viridiplantae; Streptophyta; Magnoliopsida; Poales; Poaceae
Exons: 2
Coding region: 29-559 (176 amino acids)
Source: RefSeq, a predicted model, not a curated record